This is a messenger RNA of Harpia harpyja (harpy eagle), 724 nucleotides long. RefSeq names its product mitochondrial ribosomal protein L55 (gene MRPL55). Gene Ontology annotation, biological process: translation. Lineage: Eukaryota; Metazoa; Chordata; Aves; Accipitriformes; Accipitridae. Bases 9 to 665 code for a protein of 218 amino acids. The record is from RefSeq and is a predicted model, not a curated record. The transcript has 4 exons. Gene Ontology annotation, molecular function: structural constituent of ribosome. Gene Ontology annotation, cellular component: mitochondrial large ribosomal subunit.
CCCGGGCGAUGGCACCGCGCAGCCGCCGCCAGCUCAUGGCGGGAGGGGAGAAGCGGGGAGGGAGGGGAACGACGGGAAAUGGCGGAUCCGUCCCAGCAGCCCCCGCGCCGCCGCCGCCACGUGACCUGACGUCCGGCGGGGCGGGGUUUGGGGGCGGGGGAAGAAGAGCGCUGCGCGCCGGAGGGAGCGGUCACGUGAGCGGAGGGCGGUGGGGCAGACCACCGGCGCGGAGGAGGCUGCCUCAGCUCCCGCUCCCUUUGCCGGGCACCCGUGCGGAGGAUCCGUCGUCCCUCGCCCGGACUAAGAUGGCGGCCCCGAGCCGGGCGCUGAGCGCCCUGCGCCUCGACGCCUUCCCCAGCCUGCUGCCGGCCUUCGCCGCCUCCGUCCGCCUCAACUCCAACCGCGCCGCCGUCUCCCACCUCCGCAGGCAGCUCUACGGCCGGCUCUACCCCAUCCUCCUGGUCAAAACCGACGGCUCCACCGUCCACCUCCGCUACAAAGAGCCGAAGAGGAUCCUCAUGCUGCCCCUGGACAGCAGCACGCUGCCCGAAGCGGAGCGCAAGGCCCGGCUGCGGAGGCAGUUCCCCAGCAGGCCGAAGGCCGGGCCGGAGGAGACCUUUGAGGGCAUCGACUUGUCCACCUACAAGCGGUUCUGGAAGAAAUGACGCCCCGAAAUUAAAAAAAAAAAAAAUUUUUUUUUAAAUAAAUAAGCGAAGCCGGCAAA